This is a messenger RNA of Meleagris gallopavo (turkey), 1019 nucleotides long. The record is from RefSeq and is a predicted model, not a curated record. NCBI's taxonomy places the organism in Eukaryota, Metazoa, Chordata, Aves, Galliformes, Phasianidae.
GCCCCACGGCCAGGGCUUCCAGGAACAGAGUACUCGAAGGCUGCGAGCGAGAAUCCCGCCCCGUCGGGCGGCGGGGCCGCCCUACAGCUGGGAGGAGCGGAGCGGCCCCGCCCGGCGCGGCCCGGCGUCUGCGCAGACAGAAGCGUCAUGGCGGAGAAGGCGCAGAAGAGCGUGAAGAUCGCACCGGGAGCCGUGGUGUGUGUGGAGAGCGAGAUCCGUGGGGAUGUCACCAUCGGGCCAAGGACGGUGAUACACCCGAAGGCCAGGAUCAUCGCGGAGGCAGGGCCCAUUGUGAUCGGGGAAGGCAACCUGAUAGAGGAGCAGGCGCUAAUCAUCAAUGGGUACCCAGAAAACAUCACGCCAGAAACUGAGGAGGUGGAGCCCAAGCCCAUGAUCAUUGGCACCAACAAUGUCUUUGAAGUUGGGUGCUAUUCACAGGCAAUGAAAGUGGGAGAUAACAACGUAAUUGAAUCCAAAGGUGAGUUCAGACUGUCUUUGUUCUGCUUGGAGUUUUUGCUGUUAGAGCAGCAGUGUGGGGCUUCAAGCAGGGUGGCCCUCACAGAGACUCUCCUUACAGCAUUUGUUGGCAGGAAUGUGAUCCUGACGAGCGGCUGCAUCAUCGGGGCCUGCUGCAAUGUCAACACCUAUGAGGUGAUCCCUGAGAACACUGUCAUCUAUGGUGCCGACUGCCUUCGCCGCGUGCAGACCGAGCGGCCACAGCCUCAGACACUGCAGCUGGACUUUCUGAUGAAAAUCCUGCCCAAUUACCAUCACCUGAAGAAGACAAUGAAGGCUGCCUCCACACCUGUUAAAAGCUGAAAGCCUUUUGCCAUCAGUUGCAUGCCUGGCGUCUCUUGUCCUUUGGGCAUCGCACAGCCCGGGAAGCAGCUGGGCUCUGCAUCCUGCAAUUCUCGCUUGUGUCUUUUAUUUAUAGCCCCCACAGGCUUUGGACCUGUCAUUUCCCUCACACCAACUCUAACAUUCCACAUGCUUUAUGGGAAUAAAGUUGUUCCACUCUU